GUCCGUAUCCGUGUUGGUGUCCGUUUUAGUGCAACCUAAUUCUUCACUCCUCAUCUGUCUUCCCUACACCGCCAUAUUUCACAGCUCUCCAAAACCGCCAUAUAGCAACUAUAACUACGAGUACACUGAUACAUUUUCAACGUUUCUUGCUUUUCUGCGUCUCCUUUGCCAGGAGGGAGUCAUCAAAUUAGAGCGAUUUUCGGUUAUUUAGAGAUUAGGGUUUUCGGAAUUAGGGUUUUCUGGAUUAGGAAAAAUGGACCCAGAAAUUGCAAAGGCUCAGGAAGAGAGAAAAAAGAUGGAGCAAGAGUUGGCUUCACUUUCAUCUCUGACUUAUGAUACUGAACUUUAUGGAAAUAAUAAGAGGGAGGAUUACCUUACAUCUAUUCCGGUUGAUGAUAAUGAGGAUCUGGCCGAUGGGAUGGAUAAUAAUGAGGUUGCUAGGAAAUUGGCGUCUUAUACGGCUCCAAAGUCACUUUUGAAGGAUAUGCCGGGUACUGGAGGUGACGUUGAUGAUGGGUUUAGGAAGCCAUCCAGGAUUAUUGAUCGUGAGGAUGAUUACCGUAGAAGGAGGCUUGAUCGAGUUAUUUCUCCUGCAAGGCAUGAUGCUUUUGCAAUGGGUGAUAAGACACCAGAUGUUGGUACAAGGACUUAUGCUGAGGUGAUGAGGGAUGAGGCGUUGAAAAGAGAAAAGGAGGAGACAUUACGUGCGAUUGCUAAGAAGAAGAAAGAGGAGGAAGAACAGAAGAAACUAGAUGACGAGAGAGGUGCUGCUGGUGUUGCUGCUCAAGCUCAGGCUGGUCAGAAGAGGAGAAACAGGUGGGAUCAGUCUGAGGAUCAGCAAACAGAUGGGAGCGAAGUCAAGAAGGCUAAAUCUUCAUCUGAUUGGGAUUUGCCUGAUUCUACCCCUGGGAUUGGUAGAUGGGAUGCUACUCCAACGCCAGGGAGACUUGGAGAUGCUACGCCUUCUGUUAGGAGGAAUAGGUGGGAUGAGACACCGACGCCUGGCCGUGUAAAUGAUUCUGAUGCUACGCCAGCAGCUGGAGGGGUUACUCCUGGUGCUACUCCAGCUGGUAUGACGUGGGAUGCCACUCCAAAACUUGCAGGAAUGGCAACUCCGACACCUAAGCGUCAGAGAUCCAGGUGGGAUGAGACUCCGGCAACCAUGGGCAGUGCAACUCCUAUGCCCGGGGAAACCCCCAAUGUGGCUAUGACCCCUGGUGUCACUCCAGUUGGCGGACUUGAUAUGGCUACACCCACUCCAGGGCAGAUUAAUCUGCGAGGCCCUCUUACUCCCGAGCAAUAUAACUUGAUGAGGUGGGAGAAGGAUAUUGAGGAGAGGAACAGACCUUUGACGGAUGAAGAACUUGAUGCCAUGUUCCCAGCUGAAGGUUACAAGAUCUUGGACCCACCAGCUACAUAUGUUCCUAUUCGAACUCCAGCAAGGAAGCUUCUUGCCACACCUACUCCAAUCGGUACUCCACUUUAUCAAAUACCGGUUGAAGAUAGAAGUCAGCAGUUUGAUGUGGGGAAGGAGCCUGCUAAUGGAUUGCCAUUUAUGAAACCGGAGGAUUAUCAGUAUUUUGGAGUGUUGUUGAAUGAAGAAAAUGAGGAAGAGCUUUCUCCAGAAGAGCAGAAGGAAAGAAAGAUUAUGAAGCUGCUGCUGAAGGUGAAAAACGGUACACCUCCUCAGAGAAAGACUGCGUUGAGGCAACUCACUGAUAAGGCAAGAGAAUUGGGGGCUGGCCCAUUGUUUAAUCAAAUUCUUCCUUUGCUUAUGCAGCCUACUUUGGAGGACCAAGAACGACAUCUUUUGGUGAAAGUUAUAGACAGGGUGCUAUAUAAGCUGGAUGAGCUUGUUCGGCCAUUUGUUCACAAGAUUCUUGUGGUUAUUGAGCCUCUUUUGAUUGAUGAAGACUAUUAUGCUCGUGUCGAGGGGAGAGAGAUUAUCUCAAACUUGAGUAAAGCUGCUGGGUUGGCUACCAUGAUUGCUGCCAUGAGACCCGAUAUUGACAAUAUUGAUGAGUAUGUGAGGAAUACAACUGCAAGGGCUUUUAGUGUUGUGGCUUCAGCUUUAGGCAUUCCUGCUCUGCUUCCAUUUUUGAAGGCCGUGUGUCAAAGUAAGAAGUCAUGGCAAGCUAGGCACACAGGUAUUAAGAUCGUUCAACAGAUAGCCAUCUUGAUUGGUUGUGCUGUGUUGCCUCAUCUGAGAUCCUUGGUGGAAAUCAUUGAGCAUGGUCUGAAUGAUGAGAAUCAGAAGGUCAGAACUAUUACCGCACUUUCUCUUGCAGCUCUGGCUGAGGCUUCGGCCCCAUAUGGUAUAGAGAGUUUUGAUUCUGUGUUGAAACCCUUGUGGAAAGGUAUUAGGUCACACCGUGGUAAGGUCCUGGCUGCAUUUUUGAAGGCAAUCGGUUUUAUCAUUCCAUUGAUGGAUGCCCUUUAUGCUAGCUACUAUACAAAAGAAGUUAUGUUUAUUUUGAUUCGGGAGUUCCAGUCACCUGAUGAAGAAAUGAAAAAGAUUGUCCUGAAAGUGGUCAAGCAGUGCGUUAGCACUGAGGGUGUGGAGGCUAACUACAUUAGAAGUGAUAUUCUUCCAGAGUUCUUUCGAAACUUCUGGGUUAGAAGAAUGGCAUUGGACAGGAGGAACUACAAGCAGCUUGUGGAGACCACUGUUGAGAUAGCAAAUAAGGUUGGGGUUGCCGAUAUUGUGGGUAGGGUAGUGGAGGAUCUUAAAGAUGAGAGUGAACCCUAUAGGCGUAUGGUUAUGGAGACCAUAGAAAAAGUAGUUACAAACUUGGGGGCAUCUGAUAUUGAUGCUCGCUUGGAAGAGCUUUUAAUUGACGGUAUUCUUUAUGCUUUUCAAGAGCAAACUAGUGAUGAUGCCAAUGUUAUGCUUAAUGGUUUUGGCGCUGUGGUCAAUGCUCUAGGCCAAAGAGUUAAGCCCUAUCUUCCACAAAUUUGUGGUACAAUUAAGUGGCGUUUGAAUAACAAGAGCGCAAAAGUAAGGCAGCAGGCCGCUGAUCUUAUUUCUCGAAUCGCAGUUGUUAUGAAACAGUGUGGAGAGGAGCAGCUAAUGGGUCACUUGGGUGUGGUUUUGUACGAGUACCUCGGUGAGGAAUAUCCUGAGGUGUUGGGUUCUAUUUUGGGAGCACUUAAAGCAAUUGUUAAUGUCAUAGGUAUGACUAAGAUGACUCCACCAAUCAAAGAUCUACUCCCUAGGUUAACUCCUAUUUUGAAGAACAGGCAUGAGAAAGUACAGGAGAAUUGUAUUGAUCUUGUGGGCCGUAUUGCUGACCGUGGUGCUGAAUUUGUACCUGCAAGAGAAUGGAUGAGAAUAUGCUUUGAACUUCUGGAGAUGCUCAAGGCUCACAAAAAGGGCAUUCGACGAGCCACAGUCAACACCUUUGGGUACAUUGCCAAAGCUAUUGGACCUCAAGAUGUCUUGGCUACUCUUCUAAACAAUCUUAAGGUUCAAGAGCGUCAAAACCGUGUUUGUACAACUGUAGCUAUUGCUAUUGUUGCUGAAACUUGUUCACCCUUCACUGUUUUACCUGCACUCAUGAAUGAAUACCGUGUUCCUGAACUUAACGUUCAAAAUGGUGUUCUCAAAUCCCUAUCUUUCCUUUUCGAAUAUAUCGGUGAAAUGGGGAAGGAUUACAUAUAUGCUGUCACCCCGCUUCUCGAGGAUGCUCUUAUGGACCGAGACCUGGUUCACCGGCAGACAGCAGCUUCUGCUGUGAAACACAUGGCUCUAGGAGUUGCAGGUUUAGGCUGUGAAGACGCAUUGGUGCACCUCAUGAAUUACGUGUGGCCCAACAUCUUUGAAACUUCACCCCACGUGAUCAACGCUGUUACAGAAGCAAUUGAUGGGAUGAGAGUAGCUUUGGGUGCUGCUGCCAUACUGAACUAUUGUCUGCAGGGUUUAUUCCACCCAGCAAGAAAAGUGAGGGAAGUGUACUGGAAGAUAUAUAACUCUCUUUAUAUUGGAGCACAAGAUGCACUUGUGGCUGCUUAUCCAACCUUGGAAGAUGAAGGAGAGAAUGUCUAUAGUAGACCUGAGCUGUUGAUGUUUGUGUAAAAUUCUUGUGUUUUUGUUUGUUUUCUGUUAUUUCAAUAGAGUAUUACUCUAGAGCAGUACUGUUGAAUGAUCUACUAACAUUGUUGUAAUUUCAGUUAGAAAGUUCCCUGUUCGAAUUAUCUUCUGUGUUUGUGUUUGUAUUGUUCUUUCCUUUCUCAACAGAUACUUUUGAUGAUCGUAUUGUUGUGAGAGACGCUCUUUUUGAGAGACAAUUUUUAAUUGGAUCGGUCUAUUAUAUAUUUUUAAAAUAUUAU
Amaranthus tricolor (Joseph's coat) is the source of this 4329-nucleotide messenger RNA. RefSeq lists its product as uncharacterized. The coding region runs from base 254 to 4075 and encodes 1273 amino acids. NCBI's taxonomy places the organism in Eukaryota, Viridiplantae, Streptophyta, Magnoliopsida, Caryophyllales, Amaranthaceae. Gene Ontology annotation, biological process: spliceosomal complex assembly. The transcript is spliced from 2 exons. Gene Ontology annotation, molecular function: mRNA binding. Gene Ontology annotation, cellular component: U2-type prespliceosome; catalytic step 2 spliceosome; U12-type spliceosomal complex. The record is from RefSeq and is a predicted model, not a curated record.